UCCACUGUGCUGUGUGAACUAAUUACCAGUGAACAAUAAUGUGACUUCUAUGGAAAGAGCCAUACUGCAAUCAUAUUAUGGCCCACUAAAACCAACAAACAUGCAAGUGUUAAAACCUCAACCACUGCAGGUCUGGAGGAGAGAGAGCUAGUGAGUGAGCGAGUGAGUGAGCGAGAGAGAGUUUAAAAAAAGAGAGAGAGAGCGAGUGGGCGAGCGAGCGAGUUCUCUGUAAGCGCGUCUCCAUUCGUGUGCAGCUCCUCUGUAGUUUCAUGUUGAGUCGUGUUUGUUUCUUCCACUGAAGUUUUCAUGCCACAGCAGAAGAUCACUGACACACAAAACUAGAAACGGACUGAAGCGAUGGGCCCAAACGAAGCCGUUCUGCCACCCAGUGUCCGCUCAACCUUCAAUGGCACGAUCAGCCCGUACAAAGCAACUCUCGUUCCGCUUUUUGACGCCCGUGUUCUCGCCGCUGAGGAAGACUGAGAGCAAAAAGACAUUUUUUCUGGUGAACCAGGGUGGCGCUUCACUGCGGUCUGGCCGUGACCACCAGCGCAGGGAUGGCCAACGCGUCCUCGGUCGCCCUCACGAGCGCCUACGAGGACUACCACUGCAACGAAAUCCUUCAGCUGCACUAUAACUACACUGGCAAACUGGAGCAGGACCGAUACAAAGACAGACUGAAACCGGAAGCCGUCGUCUUCCUCUUCAUCUGCCUCCUGAUCGUCGUGGAGAACUCCAUCGUCCUCAUGACCAUCUGGAGGAACAAGAAGUUCCACAUGCCCAUGUACUACCUGCUGGGCAACCUGACGCUCUCGGACCUGCUGGCCGGUUUCACCUACAUGCUGAACAUCGCGCUGUCGGGCCCGUACACGCUGAAGCUGACGCCGCUGCUGUGGUUUCUGAGGGAAGGCGGCGUGUUCAUCACGCUGGCGGCGUCCGUCAUCAGCCUGCUGGCCAUCGCCAUCGAGCGCUACUUCACCAUGCUCAACACCAAGCCGUACCACCGCGCCAAACGCAACCGCAUGUUCGCUCUGAUCGCGGCCAGCUGGGCGCUGUCGCUGUUGCUGGGCGCCCUGCCCGUUAUGGGAUGGAACUGUGUGCAUGACCUGCCCAACUGCUCCACCGUGCUGCCGCUCUACGCCAAGAGCUACAUCUUCUUCUGCGUGUUCGUGUUCAUGGCCGUCCUGCUGGCCAUCGUCCUGCUGUACGGACGCAUCUUUCACUUCGUCAAGUCCAACACGCAGAACCCGGUGUGCGUGCAGCGCAAACCCUACGGCCUUCGCUCGCGGAAGUACAUGGCGCUGCUGAAGACGGUCACCAUCGUGCUGGGGGUGUUCAUCCUGUGCUGGAUGCCGCUGUUCGUGCUCCUGCUGAUGGACUUCAUGUGUCCCGUGAAGGAGUGUCCCAUCCUCUUCAAGGCCGAUUACUUCCUGGGCGUGGCCAUGAUCAAUUCUUUCAUCAACCCCGUCAUUUACACGCUGACGAGCAGAGACAUGCGCCGGGGCUUCCUGAAGCUGCUCUGCUGCCCCUGCCUGAUGACCAAGGACGGGCGCAUCAAGAAGAUCGGCAUUCGCAUCAGCCUCACGAAGACGGACGCGACCCGGCACGGACUGGAGACGACCAUCUCGUCGGGCAACGGCACCACCUUACCCGUCAAAUCCAUCUAUCCCAAACUCAAGCUGUCCGUCGUCGCGUAAGCCCUCUCCUGACCGUACGCGUUCGGCGCGUGACCCCGAACGCAUUUAAGACUCUUUCGCGCGGACCGAAAGAGAAACGUGAAAUUUCAAAUGUGACAGUCGCUUUAUGGCAAAGUUCGCUACACGGACCUGAAUACUUGCUGUCCUGGGCAGAAAGACUUUUUCAGCAUUUUAACGUUCAGUCCUUUACAUAUGAACUGAGUUAAACACUCAGAAUGACAGAGACUCAGAUAUCGGUUCAUCAGUCGCUAUCGGUUUGAGAUCUGAAUGCAUGCAAAGGCUUCAAACAAACAUGUCGUACGCUGCACCGAACAGCAGACGGCCUGUUACAGCGACCUUGAGCUCGGAAAAGGCGCUUAACAAAUAAAACUGUUAUUGUUAUUAUAUAUGACAAUAUACUCCUGUCAUUUCUGCUACUGCUAAAUGCACACCAAACCUCCACAGAUAAAAGAAGCAACAUGAAGAACAUCGCUGUAGAUAUUCCACUCCUGUGCUCUUAUCGAAUGUUAAACUGUGAGCAUCUCUUCACACAGAAGCAUAUUUAAGGUGUCUGUAGUAAAUGCUUGACAUGCAUUUUUACAAGCUUUUGUAAAAACUGAUUGAUAUUAAA
This is a messenger RNA of Labeo rohita (rohu), 2307 nucleotides long. RefSeq names its product sphingosine-1-phosphate receptor 5b (gene s1pr5b). Gene Ontology annotation, molecular function: sphingosine-1-phosphate receptor activity. The record is from RefSeq and is a predicted model, not a curated record. Bases 558 to 1697 code for a protein of 379 amino acids. Gene Ontology annotation, biological process: G protein-coupled receptor signaling pathway. Lineage: Eukaryota; Metazoa; Chordata; Actinopteri; Cypriniformes; Cyprinidae. The transcript has 2 exons. Gene Ontology annotation, cellular component: membrane.